This is a messenger RNA of Diplodia corticola, 2574 nucleotides long. Its product is annotated as homeobox domain-containing protein. Gene Ontology annotation, biological process: regulation of transcription by RNA polymerase II. The transcript is spliced from 2 exons. NCBI's taxonomy places the organism in Eukaryota, Fungi, Ascomycota, Dothideomycetes, Botryosphaeriales, Botryosphaeriaceae. The record is from RefSeq and is a predicted model, not a curated record. Bases 1 to 2574 code for a protein of 857 amino acids. Gene Ontology annotation, molecular function: DNA-binding transcription factor activity, RNA polymerase II-specific; DNA binding. Gene Ontology annotation, cellular component: RSC-type complex; nucleus.
AUGGACCGCUACCCGCAAGCAAUGCCGCCCUAUGCGAAUGCGCAGCAGCCGGGCGACGCGGCCGCCUCGCACCCGCCCAACCCGCAUCCGCACACCCUGCUUAAAGUAUCCUCCGAACCAAACGUCCGGCUUCACCAACCGCCUGUUCACCCUGUCUGCCAGGAAGUCAAGCCGCGCCUCACGAAAGAGCAACAUGACAUCCUCGAAGCCCACUUCCAGCAGCAGCACAAGCCGAGCACCACUACGAAAAAGGGUUUCGCCGAGUCGCUCGGCGUGCCUCUCGAGAAAAUCAACAAUUGGUUCCAGAACCGCCGGGCGAAGGUCAAGCAGGAUAUGAAGAAGCAAAUGGCACAGUACAACAUGCAUGUGCAGAUGCAGCCGCAGCAACACCCGCCGCAACAGCAGCAACAACAGCAACAGCCCCAGAUGCCGCAGCAGCAAAUACCCAUGCAUACUCCGAUGCAGGCCCCUCCUCAAAGCGCACCGCAAUCGCAACCGCAAAGGCCCGAUUUUUCGUACGGACCGCCCGAUAUGAGUUCGUCAUCGUUGCCGGGGAAUGGUUUCGCAGUGCAGCAGGCCCCAGAAAUGAUGGCCCCACAAAUGCCCCCUCAAGACUACAGCUCCAGCCAUGGCCACCACGCUCUGUCCUCAAUUUCCGAGUCCGCCCACCCUGGUUCUUUCGACGUCGUUAUGCAGUCGCUGGUCAAUGCGGGCUAUCCGGUGCAGGCGAGCAGCGCGAACGGAAUGCCUCCUGGCCUCCAGCCCACGGAACCAUUCGCUUCGUUCGAUGGUUCUAGUGUCCCUCAUUCCAUGGGCGGUGAGUCGCACUUCGCAUUCGCCGACUUCUCAGGCUCGGAUCCCUUUGGAGACGGGCUGGGCGACUAUGGAGCCGAUCAUUUCGAUUACAGCACCCUGGCAUCCUCUGCUCCUGCGUCGUUUUCGGGCCACAAUGCUCGUGCUUCUGCAUCGAUCGAAACCUCGCCUUAUUCUGCGGGCCAAUCGCUUCAGAACGGCGGCUCAUCCGCCACAUCUGUGCAGUCAGGCUGGAUGGACGACGCAGCCAGGGUCAACCAGCGUGAGGAUUCUCAAGAAGGCUCAAUCUGCGGCAGCGUGCCUGGUCCAGGGGGACAGUGGAUGGCAAAUCAUUUCCAGCCGCAAGGGGUUUACCAGCAGAGCAACACGUCGAAUCAGACUCUGAUCUCGACCGCAGCCGACCCGAGCGAGGCGUCCAUGUACCAGUUCGGCCACCCGGAUUUCAACCCGCCUUUCCCCUUUUCCGAUGAGGCGCUGCAUCGCCGCGAUUCUCCUGCCACAGCGCUCGCCCAGUCAAUGGGCAACGUCGAGAUCCAGGGCCAAUCAAAUGGCGAUUUCAAACAACCCGACCAGCCAUCGAGCACAUCGUCGAGCAUUGCUACACGGAGGCAGCGGCCCCGUCCGGCGGCUCUGGGCCAAGCAGCCCUUCGCAGUGCGUCGUACAGUGCGGGCAUGCCCUCCUCGCCCGGAGCGAACAGCCACAACCUGAAAGCCGACCACACGCUCCGCAGGAUCCGUUCGACUGGCCUGGUGAACAGCGGUCGCAUCCAGAAGGCCAAUGCUGGCUCCGCUCAGCGCUCACCAAUGCAUUUCACCUUCGCCGAAGCCGCUGUUUCGCCGAAGUUCACAACUUCUACUUAUGGCGGCCCAAGCAUCAGCGGUCCGCCCGUCUCAACUGGUUCGCUGGCGCCGCCAACUCCUCUCACGCCAAGCGAAGCCGGGCGCUUCCCGUCUUGGCAAAGCCCCGGUAAUGUGCAGAGCAGCGUAACAAGCAACCAAGAUACGACCAGCCGCGCAGACGGCACAGGUGUCUUGUACAGUAUGGCCCCGACCUCCGCCGCUUUCUCCACCGCUUCGCCGCCCGAGACCCCACUCUCCCUUGCGUCGCUCUACGGGCAUCGCGCAAGGGUCAGCAAUGGGUCCCUCGUCAGAGACACGCCGCCGCAAUCUGCACCGGCGCAGCAGCAGAGUUUUCCCCGGUCGGCCUUCGCUCCGCAGCAGACGUCCAUGGCCGAAGAGGCGCAUCAGCAACCACAGCCGCACCAGCAGCCGCAUCCGCAUCCGCAGCCGCAACAGCAACAGCAGCCGCAUCUGCAAGUGCAGCCGCAGCAGCACCACCUGCACCACCACCAGUCGAUGGAAAACACUCACAGCCAGUUGAUGAUGCAGCAGCACGCCCAGCGGCGGCCAUCCCUCCCGGAAGGAGUAGUCCCGUACGACAUGGCGGCAAUGCAAUAUGCUGUGCCCAUGGUCAAUGCAGAUGGUGACUUGCAGAUGGCACACCCGAUGCAGUUCGCUCAGGACCCUUCGAUGAACUAUGGAAAGCAAUCACAGCCAACGAUAGCAUUCUCACCGGACAUGGGCAACAGCCAGAUGCAGCACCACAUGGGCAUGCACCAACCAAGCCUUUAUGUCCACCAUUACUCUCCUCCCGAUGGCUCUUCUGGCCACGGCGGCCAGGCCAACUCGAGACGCCCGAGCGAGAUGCAGCCGAAGAGCUACAUCUUCGCCAACCAAACGCCCGGUGAUUUCAAAGCAUAA